Molecule: messenger RNA, 1816 nt
Organism: Xenopus tropicalis (tropical clawed frog)
Lineage: Eukaryota; Metazoa; Chordata; Amphibia; Anura; Pipidae
Gene: krt9.2
Product: keratin 9, gene 2
Exons: 8
Coding region: 46-1371 (441 amino acids)
Cellular component (GO): intermediate filament
Molecular function (GO): structural molecule activity
Source: RefSeq, a predicted model, not a curated record
ACAGAUAGUCCAAGGCCCUACCAUUAACAUUCGACUGCUUUAGACAUGGCCACCUACCAAAGCUCAUCUUUAUCUUCCUACAAGCUUGGACCUGUGGGUGGUGGGAGAGGAAGAAGUAGCCGACAGUCAGUGUCCUUUUCUAACUAUGCUGCUAGUGGAGCUGGUGGUACCUAUGGGGGUAUUUGCCAAGAUGGGAAUUUUGGAGCUGGUUAUGGUGAGGGAGCUUAUAAUAAUGCAUGUGUGGGACUUGGCUUUGGUGGGUCGGCAGGUUGGGGGGCUGGGUUUGGCGGAGGAGCUGGUUUUGGUAUGGGCCAAGGUAGUGGCUUUGGAGAUAGGCAAGGUCUACUUUCCGUUAAUGAGAAGAUGACCAUGCAGAACCUAAAUGACCGCCUGGCCAAUUACCUUGACAAAGUGCAUGCCCUAGAGGAGGCCAAUGCCGAGCUGGAAAAAAAGAUCAAGGACUGGUACAACAACCAUCGUCCCGCUAGCUCUAAAGCUCCUGACUACGGGGAAUACUUCAAGACUAUUGAUGACCUUCAGAAUAAGAUUAUUGCUGCAUAUGCUAACAACCAUAAAGCGAUCCUCGCUGUUGAUAAUACCCGGCUAACCAUUGAUGACUACAGACUCAAAUAUGAGAAUGAACGGGCCCUUCGCCAGAGUGCGGAGGCUGAUAUCAGUGGUCUGCGUAGAGUCAUGGAUGACCUGACCCUGUGUAAGUCUGACCUGGAAGCCCAAGUUGAGAGCCUCACCGAAGAACUGGCCUAUCUCAAGAAGAACCAUGACGAGGAGGUGAAGGCAAUGCAGGGUCAAGCGACCGGAGCUGUUAAUGUGGAGAUGAACGUAGCUCCGAGUGUCGAUCUCAGCAAAAGCAUGGCCGACAUGAGGGCCGAAUAUGAGAAGCUGGCGGAAAGGUAUCGGCGGGAAGUUGAAGAGCAGUUCCAGGCCAUGACCAAGGAUUUACAGAAGCAAGUUGUUGCCAGCGUUCGGGAGGUCCAGACGUCCAAAUCGGAGAUCACGGAUCUCAGAAACGUGCUCCAAAGUUUGGAGAUAGAACUCCAGUCUCAGCUUAGCAUGAAAGCGGCUCUGGAGGCGUCGCUGGCAGAGACAGAGGGACAGUACUGCGUGAAGUUGUCCCACAUCCAGGAGCUGAUCUUACGUGUGCAAAAUAACAUAUCGGACAUUUGGACUCAAAUGGAGACACAGAGCAGCGAAUACAAGUUACUGUUGGACAUAAAGAGCCAACUGGAGCAGGAGAUUGCCACCUAUCGAGAGCUGCUCGAUGCACAGGACAUCAAUAUUCCUUCAUCUACCGGGUCAUCCAGCUCCUCCUCUUCAACUACUACAAGAAUAUCCACGAACCGCAUCCGCUAGACCAAUAUUUUCCACUUGGAAUAAUUCAGACAAACUGCGUGACACAUCAUCAUCUUCACUGAGCAAAUAUAACAGGGCCUGUACAGAAUUGCUGUUAGGAGAGUCAGUGACACUGCACGUGCUCAGUGGGCUCUGGGCAGCUAUAAAGAACUUUAGCUUAGCGGUAAAGAACAUGGGGGGCUACUGGGGCAUCUUUGGGAGCACAGAUCUUCCCUGCUAAAGGGCUGUGGGUGCCUUGGGCUGUUAUAGAACCCCAAAACAUAAUGUACAACAUUUCUGUUCUACUUCUUUAGUUAGGCUUUAGUUCUCCUUUAAUGCUCUACUGACUUUCCCAACUUAGCAUCUAACUGGGUCAAAUAUUUAAGGGCUUUCAAGGGGCAAAUAUUAUAUAUAUAGAGGCUUUCCUGACUUUUUGGUGCUCAAUAAAUGUUCUACCUGCUGCACA